AUGCAGAAAGAAAGAGAAGUAGGGAAGAUGAACUACACAUUGCUUCACUUCAAAGAAAACCCUAAUGGACAAAUUGAGGAUUCAAUUGACUUUGUGAAAGGUAUAGUUGGCAACAAGAAGAAAGAGUUUCUUGAAAAUGUUCUAAUGGAUGGGUUCAAUGAAAUGCCAAGAACAAUGAAACUUCUUCACCUAUCUUGCCUUAAUGUGUUUCACAUGUUCUUCAAUUCAUGCAAUUUGUUUGAUACAAAGGCAGCCAUACUUGAAGACAUAAUGAGAGCUAUUUACAUACCACUUAGUCAAGAAGAAGAACAAAUAAGUUCAAUGAUGCCACAACAACCUUCAAAGACAUUGCAGCCAAUGGUACUAGAAAAGAAGAUGAAAAAAGUUGAGAUUGCUAAAGUGAAUGCAUGUCUUAAUGAGAAAAACUUGAAAAAACAAGUUGGUAUUGGGAUAAGUUUUGUUGGAAGGCAAGGUCCUAAGAGUUAUAAUAAUUCUUUUGGUUGGUCUAACAAAGGGUUUGCUUCACAAAAGUUAAGAUUGUGCUUCAUGUGA
Molecule: messenger RNA, 552 nt
Organism: Capsicum annuum
Lineage: Eukaryota; Viridiplantae; Streptophyta; Magnoliopsida; Solanales; Solanaceae
Product: (E,E)-geranyllinalool synthase-like
Exons: 1
Coding region: 1-552 (183 amino acids)
Biological process (GO): diterpenoid biosynthetic process
Molecular function (GO): terpene synthase activity; magnesium ion binding
Source: RefSeq, a predicted model, not a curated record